Molecule: messenger RNA, 6826 nt
Organism: Nothobranchius furzeri (turquoise killifish)
Lineage: Eukaryota; Metazoa; Chordata; Actinopteri; Cyprinodontiformes; Nothobranchiidae
Gene: pcsk5b
Product: proprotein convertase subtilisin/kexin type 5b
Biological process (GO): peptide hormone processing
Cellular component (GO): trans-Golgi network; neuron projection; Golgi membrane
Molecular function (GO): serine-type endopeptidase activity
Source: RefSeq, a predicted model, not a curated record
GGAGGCGCUGUAGCCAUUUCGCCACAUGAAAGCAUGAUGAGCUGAGCGGCCAACAUCCGAGUUGUUGGUGGGGAAGCGAAAUCAGCUUUGAGGAGCUCCGCGCGCGCACACGAACCUGCGCGUGAUUACGCACGGCGCGCAGACACGCACACACUUCCUCCUCGUCCUCCGUGGAAAAAAAAGAGGGAGAGAGAGAGGAGCCGAGAGAGGGUACACGAACUUCUAACUCUCCCAUGUGGAAAGCAGAGGUUUGGAGAUAAGGUGUAAUUCUCCUCCGUGGAGCUCUCCUCCUCUGUCCUUCUCUUUUUUCCCUUCUUAGUGAUUUUUUUCUUCUUUUUAAAAUAUUUUUAUCUGGAUAUUUUUGUUUCUAUGAGCGUCAUUUUGGGCGAGAAGAGAAGUUUGGUUGUUUGCCUGGUCGGCUGAGGAGGAGGAGUGGAGGAGAGUCUGGUGAAAAGUGGGGGGAAGAUGGUCCACAACGCCGCUUGGAGAAGAAGCUUCCUCUGCGUCCUGGCGCUCUGUCUCGGCUUUGCGUCUCCACCGUGCAAAGCUCGGAUUUACACCAACCACUGGGCAGUCAGGAUACCCGGAGGACCCGAGGUGGCCGAACAUAUAGCGCAGAAAUAUGGCUACAGGAACAUGGGACAGAUUGGAGACCUUAGAGACCACUAUCACUUCUAUCAUAGUCGGACUAUCAAAAGAUCAACGUUGUCCAGCCGUGGUCGCCAUAGUUUCAUCUCCAUGGAGCCUAAGGUGGAGUGGAUAGAACAGCAGGUGGUAAAGAGGAGGAUCAAGAGGGAUUACAAAGCAGCCCUGCCCCUUUCCCAGAUAAGCCCCGCCCACAGCAGCGUGGCCCAAAAUAACAUAUUCUACAACGACGCCAAGUGGAGCAGUAUGUGGUACAUUCACUGCAACGAUGAUGUCAAUAACUGCCAAUCAGACAUGAACAUCAUGGGGGCAUGGAAGAGGGGCUACACGGGUAAAGACGUUGUGGUGACCAUACUUGAUGACGGCAUUGAGAGGAACCACCCGGACCUUUUACAGAACUACGACCCACAAGCAAGCUUUGAUGUCAACAGCAACGAUGCAGACCCCAUGCCACGAUACGAUGCAACCAAUGAGAACAAGCACGGCACACGAUGUGCAGGUGAAGUCGCUGCAUCUGCAAACAACACACAUUGCAUUGUGGGAAUAGCGUACAACGCCAGAAUAGGAGGUGUGCGAAUGCUGGAUGGAGAUGUGACCGAUAUGGUGGAGGCUAGGUCUCUGAGCCUCAACCCGCAGCACAUUGACAUCUACAGCGCCAGUUGGGGACCUGAUGAUGAUGGAAAGACUGUGGAUGGGCCAGCAUCUCUGGCGAGGCAGGCCUUUGAGAACGGCAUCCGCUCGGGGAGGAAAGGCCGUGGCUCCAUCUUUGUGUGGGCUUCAGGUAACGGCGGGCGAAGCAGAGACCACUGCUCUUGCGACGGCUACACCAACUCAAUCUACACCAUCUCCAUCUCCAGCACAGCGGAAAGCGGACGCAAACCCUGGUACCUGGAGGAAUGCUCAUCCACCCUGACUACCACGUACAGCAGCGGGGAGAACUAUGACCGGAAGAUCAUCACAACAGACCUGAGGCACAGAUGUACAGACAGUCACACGGGGACAUCGGCCUCGGCUCCCAUGGCUGCUGCCAUCAUUGCUCUGGCCCUGGAGGCGAAUCCUCUGCUUACCUGGAGGGACGUGCAGCACAUUAUCGUAAAGACGUCAAGAGCUGGACAUCUCAGUGCUCCUGACUGGAAGACCAAUGCUGCAGGUUACAACGUCAGCCACCUAUACGGCUUUGGCCUGAUGGACGCCGAGGCCAUGGUGAAGGAGGCAGAGCAAUGGAAGCAAGUCCCUUCCCAGCAUAUCUGCAUGGAGAGUGCAGACCGUCAGUUCAGAUCCAUCCGUCCAGAGCACGUGCUUAGGUCGGUGUACAAGGCAACCGGAUGCGCCGACAACCCCAACAGUCACGUCAUCUACUUGGAGCAUGUGGUCGUGCGUAUCACCAUUGCACACUCUCGCCGAGGAGACCUGUCAAUCAACCUGACUUCACCAUCGGGGACCAAGUCCCAGCUGCUUGCUAACAGGUUAUUUGAUCACUCCAUGGAGGGCUUUAAGAACUGGGAGUUUAUGACCACCCACUGCUGGGGAGAGAAGGCAUCAGGGGACUGGGUCCUUGAGAUCUACGACUCUCCUUCUCAGCUUCGAAGCCAGAAGUUACCUGGAAAGCUGAAGGAGUGGUCGCUGGUGCUUUACGGCACCUCUGUCCACCCAUACUCAUCUAUGCAUUCAUCUCUGCACGCUGAGAAGCAGCCUCGCUUCACUGACAUGCUGCAGCCCGUUGAGGAGGAGUUCACGGAGGAGUACAAUGGUCCCUGUCACGCUGAAUGCAACGAUGGCUGUGAGGGUCCUGGACCCCAACACUGCAACAACUGCCUCCACUACUUCUUCAAGUUUAAAAACAACACCAGGAUGUGUGUUUCCGAAUGCCCAAGUGGCUUCUUCCGUGACGACAGGAAGCGCUGCAAGAAGUGCUCCUCUACGUGUGAGACUUGUGUCGGGAGUCGCAGCGACCAGUGCAUCACGUGCAGACCCGGUUUCCACUUCAUUGAGGACUCCAACACUUGCGUCGUUAACUGUGGCGACAGCUUCUACCUCGACAGGGAUCUGCACAUGUGCAGAAGAUGUCUAGAAAACUGCAAAAAGUGCACAAGUUCUAGCAUCUGCACGGAGUGUAAACCUGGGAUGAGUCUUCAAGGAGACAAGUGUCAAAUGACCUGCGACCCAGGAACCUACUACAACGGCCACAGAAGGACUUGUGAGCCCUGUCAUCGAGCUUGUGCCACCUGCGCAGGCACAGGUGUAGAAGCAUGCACCAAGUGUGCAGAGGGCUACUUACUUGAGGACUGGCGGUGUGUUUCAUCGUGCAGCCAUGGCACCUACCUGCUAGAGCAACCCUUAGACAAUGGGCAGGUGCAGAGGUCCUGUAAGAAGUGUGACAAUAGCUGCUUUGAGUGUCUGGGUCCAGGGGAACGAAACUGCAGCAGCUGCAACAGUGGUUACAAUCUAGAGGCAGGAGCCUGCAUGGUUAGCACCAUCUGCAAAGAUGGACAGUACAUGAAUAAACACGGGAAGUGUCAUCUUUGUGAUGUUACCUGUGAGCAGUGCACAGGACCAGAGAGCAAGGACUGCAUCAGCUGCCCAGAAACAAGUUUCUAUGCUGAUGGACUCUGCGUUAUCCGCUGCCCGACGGGUCGUUACGCUGCGGAGAGGCAGUGCCACCUCUGUCAUCACACCUGUCAAGCGUGUGAUGAUGAAGGGCCAGAUAACUGCACCAGCUGUGGAACAGACAAGUUCGGCGUGAGCCGGUACCUCUAUCAGACUCAGUGUCGGGAGGUCUGUCCCGAGGGGUUCUUCCACUCUGAGAGGAAGCAGUGUGAGCCCUGUCCCAACGAGUGUGUCAUGUGUGCUGCAGCAGAUCACUGCCUGCGCUGCGCCGCUGCACACAAGCUCAGAAACGGCCACUGCUUCCCACUGGAGUGCAGCGAAGCGGAAGUUUCAGAUGCACAGAAGGAGGACUGUGUCCCCUGUGACGAUGGCUGUGAGAAAUGUCAAAUCCAGGAUGCUGGAGACGAGGAACAGAAAACCAUGUGUGUUAAAUGUGAAGAUGGUUUCUAUCAGUUAGGAGCUGACUGCCAGAAGUUCUGCCCAGAUCGGACCUACAACGUGGAGGACACCAUGGUGUGUGCUGCCUGUGAAGAUAAACACUGUGCAGUGUGUGACCAGUCUCAGUGCUACUGGUGUGAUCAUGGAUUCUUUGUCUUUGAUGGAGAGUGUGUGGACCACUGUGAGGAAGGGUACUUUGUGGAUGAGGAGAACCAGGAGUGUGAGCCAUGUCACCGCAACUGUCGCACUUGUGGAGGGCCCAGACAUGAUGACUGUGACUCCUGUGAGGACGGGGUGACACUGUCGGACGGGGAGUGUCUCGAGAGAAGAAAGCUGGUUGUUUGUCCUGAGAAAUAUUUUGUAAACAAUCAGGACAAAUGUGAGCCGUGCCACACCUCCUGUAACACAUGUUUUGGUGCAGAGAAGGGAAAUUGCAGCAGUUGCCACUCUGGAAAUUUUUUGACACCUCUUCAGUCUUGUCUUUCCCAUUGUCCCUCUGGGACAUUUGGCGAUAAGACAACUGGUCGGUGUGAGGAGUGUCUCACAGGGUGUGCAAUGUGCCGAGAAGCAGAAGUCUGCCAGGAGUGUCGCAAAGGACUUUAUCUGCAAAAUGGAACGUGUGUGGUGACAUGUCAGAGAGGGUUUCCGCAAGGUGCUGCAUGCCAUCCGUGUGCCUCAGAGUGCGGAUCCUGCAGGGAGACUCCGUCUCACUGUUUGAGCUGCCAGAGUCCAUUUUUGCUGCUGGAUCAUUCCUGCCUGUCCUCCUGUCCAGAGGAAUUUUAUAGAAACAACACAGAAUGCCAUCACUGUCCAGAUCACUGCAGAGAGUGCAAUCAGGAUGGUCUGUGUAAGAAGUGUGCGGAGUAUUACUUCCUCCAUGUUGACGAGUGUGUAGAUGAUUGUCCUGAGGGUUACUUUGCCAGUGACAAGCAACAGGAGUGUGUGCGCUGUCAUGUUGAUUGUGCAUCGUGUGACGGGCCAGGCUUUGAUGACUGCGACAGGUGUAGCAACACAAGAGCUGUUCGUUACAAUGGAGAGUGUCUGGCUAAGUGUCCGAGCAACACUUACUAUGACAAGAAUACAAAUGAAUGCAGAGAUUGUGACAAGUCGUGCUUGACCUGCUCGGGUUAUGGUCCAUCCGACUGCCUCAGCUGUGAUCCCAGCAGGCGCAAGGAUGCCAGUGGGCACUGUGUGUGGUACAGUGAGUGCUCUAUGGACUCAUACAUGGACCCAAACGGAGAGUGCCAACAGUGCCACGCACUCUGCAAUCGCUGUAAUGGUGCAGACAGAGACCACUGCCUCAGCUGCAACAGUCAGCGCUUCCUGCUGAACAACACCUGUGUGAAAAAGUGUCCCGUGGGUUACUAUACUGAAGUCAAAGAAGGGCGUGAGUGUCAGCGAUGCCACUUCAGCUGCGAGUCUUGUGUUGGUAAUCACAGUCUGCAGUGUGUCGCCUGCAAACCUGGAUAUUUUAGGCAGGGCGGCAGCUGUGUAGAGACCUGCUCAGAGAGCUACUUUGGCAACAGGAGCACAAAGAUCUGUGAGCGAUGUGACCCUUCGUGCAGCCAGUGCUUUGGUCCUGGGAACAGAAACUGUUUGAGCUGCAGGGGGAGCUAUGUGUUCAUGAAGCAGUGGGGGCGAUGCCUGAAGAGCUGUCCUCUAGGAUACUACAAAGACAAAAGAUCUACCACCUGCUCCAAGUGUCACCCAACCUGCAAAACCUGCAGUGAUGAAGGAGCUCUUGCUUGUCUAUCUUGUUACGACGGCUUUAUGUUUAUGGGUGGAUACUGUUAUAACCCUUGCAUGAUUGGCUUCUAUCCAGCCUCAGAGGAUUCUGAGAGUAAAACACCCAAAUGUAAAACUUGUGAUCCUUCGUGUGAGGGCUGCUGGGGUUCCAGCUCAUGGCAAUGCACUCUGUGCCCCCCGACCCAGCUCUUAUCUGACGAUGGCCGCUGCUUGAGUUGCUGUGGAAAUCCGACAUUUCCGUACGAUAAACCAAUCCCGAGGGAGUGCUGUGACUGCGAGGCAUCCCGAGUGGAGUGCAUCCUGGGGGUCAACUUUGUGAUGAAGACGGUUGAUGAUGUAAACAGCACUCCUAGACUCUUCAUCUGUAUUUGUGUUGUGGUUAUCCUCUUUGUGGGCCUAGGAAUCUUCCUCUUCCUUAGCACUCGGUCAAAGCCUUGCUCCACGAAGCCUAGAACCAGAGCCGGAGGCUACGAGCAGCUGAACACCAACGGGGGCUUCAUGCCACAAACCACCACCUCUGCGUUUGGAGAGUACAGCGACAAAAUCACGGAAUGUGAGGACAACGAUGAAGAGUACGUUGAUGAGGAUAUUGUGUACAUGACAAAAGAUGGAACGGUGUAUCGGAAAUUUAAGUACGGACUGCUGGAUGAUGAUGAUGUUGAGCUGGAGUAUGACGAUGAGAGCUACACGUUUAGAUAAAAACAUCAAACCAGUUCUUUACAUUUUUCUGUGGUUAAAAUUUCCUCAUGAUUGUGAUGUAAUUUUUUUCUAAUGUGUCCUUUUAGAAUAUUUUGCACAAUGUGUGGCUCAAGCAAGGUGAAACGUUUCUAUUUCAGAAUUAUAGCUAUUUAAGUCUUAUCACUAACGUCUAUAAAUGUUUGUUAUUGCCAGAUUGUGUAACAUACUGUAUGACUCACAAGAAACAAACUGUUCAGUUCCAGUUUAAAUGACAGUUGGUUACCGGACUAGUUAUUCAUAAAUGUCAUGUACCAUUGUGAACGUUUUCUGAGCUCCAAAAAUAAAAAACCCUACAAACAUGUAGCAGAAGAUUUUGCAAACACUUUCCAACAAGUGUCUCUUUACUAAUGUUACUUAGUGCAUUAUUAAGCAUUAAUAAACUAUUAAAGUAUUAACAGCUACUUAACCAUAUUAUGUAGUGCAUUACUAAUUACUUGUCCUAACCUUAAGGACACUUAAUAACAAUAAAGGUAAAAGUAAUAAAGGGUCCCUUUGUUUAUUAAUGCUUAAUAAUGCACUAAGUAACAUUAACAUAGGGGCUCUAUUGUAAAGUGUCAUUUUAAUUGCUUUUUUAAAUUAAUAUUGAGCUGUAAAUAAAAGACUUAACAAGGAAAUACAAAAAAUAAAGAUUUUAAAUAAAUAUGUGAAAAAA